UCGGAAAAAUCUCAGUCCAAAUUUGCAGCAGUAUUCUUCCCCAAAAUCUCUCUCACCCAAAUUUACAGAUAAAGAGAGAGAGAGCUGUACAUGCAGGGGAUUCUCCAAAAUGAUUGCAAUUACCUCCGCCGAGUUGAACUACCUCAUCUUCCGCUAUCUUAACGAAUCUGGAUUCACCCAUUCUGCGUUCGCUUUAGGAUAUGAGGCUGGGAUCAAUAAAAGUAAUAUUGACGGUAACCUUGUUCCACCUGGGGCUCUCGUGACAUUUGUUCAGAAAGGAAUUCAGUAUCUUGAACUAGAAGCAAACUUGACUACUGAUGAUUUGGAAGCAGAUGAUGAUUUCCAGUUUCUGCAUCCUUUGGAUCUGAUAACAAAAGAUGUGGAUGAACUUCAAAGGAUUAUAAAAGAGAAAAAAGAAAAUAUACAGAAGGAUAAAUCCAAGGGAAAAGAGAAAGAAAAUGUUGAAAAUGGUCGGGAACAUGACCGCAAACUUGCGAUGGAAAGGGAAAAGGAAAUUGCAAAAGAAAAGGAGAAUGAAAAACAACAACGAGAGAAAGAAAAGGAAAGAGAUAGAGAAAGAAUGGAGAAAGAGAAGGAGAAGGAGAAAGAGAAGGAAAGGGAAAAGGAGAGAGAGAGGGAGAAGGAGAAAGAUAAAGGGAAAGAAAAAGAAAAGGAAAAGCCCUUUGAGGACGUCAGUGGUGUAAAUCACAUGGAGGAUGAGGUUAAUGGUAAACAUGAGGAGAAUGGAAAUGAUGGAGGGCCAGAACCCAUGGAUAUUUGCACUAGUUUACCUUCCGUGCCCUGUGAAUUCCCAAGCAGCGAUGUAACAGUUUUGCAAGGUCACACUUCUGAGGUUUUUGCAUGUGCAUGGAAUCCGACCGGGUCACUUCUGGCUUCUGGGUCUGGAGACUCGACUGCCAGAAUUUGGACUAUUGAUGGGCCAUCUAGUUGCAAUACAGAAAAUGGGCCUUCCAAUGUCGUACUUAGGCAUUUCAAGGGUAGAACAAAUGAGAAAAGCAAAGAUGUGACAACACUAGACUGGAACGUUGACGGUACGCUGCUUGCUACUGGCUCUUAUGAUGGCCAAGCAAGGAUAUGGAGUAAAGAUGGGGAAUUGGUCAGUACACUAAAUAAACAUAAGGGGCCUAUCUUCUCCUUGAAGUGGAACAAGAAAGGAGAUUAUCUUCUUAGUGGAAGUGUUGAUAAAACUGCAAUUGUGUGGGAUAUUAAGACAGGGGAAUGGAGACAACAAUUCGAAUUUCACUCAGCUCCUGCCCUGGAUGUUGAUUGGAGAAACAAUGUUUCCUUUGCUACAUGCUCGACUGACAGCAUGAUAUAUGUUUGUAAAGUUGGAGAGAACCGGCCGAUCAAAACUUUCUCAGGGCACCAGGGUGAAGUUAAUGCUAUCAAGUGGGAUCCCACAGGCACACUUCUGGCCUCAUGCUCUGAUGAUUCUACAGCCAAGAUAUGGAGUAUUAAACAGGACACAUGCUUGCUUGAUUUAAAGGAACAUUCCAAAGAGAUAUACACUGUCAGGUGGAGUCCAACAGGGCCUGGUACGAACAACCCAAAUAAGAAACUGGUGCUGGCAAGUGCCUCGUUUGACUCAACCAUAAAGCUGUGGGAUGUAGAUGCUGGACAUCUUUUGCACAGCUUAGACGGCCACAGGGAUCCUGUUUAUUCCGUUGCAUUUAGCCCCAAUGGCGAGUAUUUGGCAAGCGGGUCUCUAGAUAAAUGCUUGCACGUGUGGUCAGUGAAGGAAGCGAGGAUUGUGAAGACAUUCAGCGGAAAUGGUGGGAUAUUUGAAGUUUGCUGGAACAAAGAAGGUGACAAGAUUGCCGCUUGUUUCGCAAACAACGUUGUGUCCGUGUUGGACUUCCGAAUGUAGAGAUGACAGCAUUCUUUGUGCAUUCAUGUCCUAAAAGCCUUACUUUAGAUGCUGACUUAGUGUAGGCCUCAAUCUGUUAUGAAUGUGCUGUUAUAACCUUAGAAUUUCAGAAAACCACUGACCUAAUUGCUGUGGUUUUUGUAAAGAGCUUUCUUUUAAUGUAAAUUCUCAUGAAUGCUGUGUAGUGGGAUAUGGGGUUUCAUUGACUUGUAGAAAUUCUUAUCGAGGACCAUGGUUUGCAUGAUCUUGUUUUAAUUUUGAAAUUGAUCAUUGCUCAAA
Molecule: messenger RNA, 2167 nt
Organism: Salvia hispanica
Lineage: Eukaryota; Viridiplantae; Streptophyta; Magnoliopsida; Lamiales; Lamiaceae
Gene: HOS15
Product: WD-40 repeat family protein
Biological process (GO): regulation of transcription by RNA polymerase II
Cellular component (GO): histone deacetylase complex
Molecular function (GO): protein binding; transcription corepressor activity
Source: RefSeq, a predicted model, not a curated record